Messenger RNA from Mercenaria mercenaria, 2368 nucleotides. RefSeq lists its product as uncharacterized. The transcript has 3 exons. The record is from RefSeq and is a predicted model, not a curated record. Bases 507 to 1070 code for a protein of 187 amino acids. Lineage: Eukaryota; Metazoa; Mollusca; Bivalvia; Venerida; Veneridae.
UUUGACGAUGUGCUUUAUGUCGAUGACGGACAUAAAGCGAUCCUCCCACUGGAUUAAGAAAUACAUUAAAUCGUCUGCCAUUUCUGCCGCGUUUAAAAUCAGCCGUUUCCGGAACAGCCGCUUACAUCAUAGAAAUUAUGAUUCGCGGUCUUUCUAAAUAGCCGAGACGAGAUGUUAUUGAUGUUCACUGGUUAUGCUUUCAAAAAUAUAUUUUUCAAUAUAAUAAUAUGCACACCAGAAGCAGCGAUAUAUUUCAGCAAUGCACGAAUUUCGUUUUUGUGAGGAUGUGAGCGACCAAAGCUAUCCGGAAGUCAACAUCGACAUGCCUUUCAACUAAGCUUUAACACCAAUUUACGUUGUCUAUAAGUGUUUAUGUGACAGUUUUGGUGUUCAGCUAGCAAUUUGCAGUCAUGGCCACCAAUGUGCAGAUAAAAGGCAAAGCUUCAAAGUUUGACUGUCUCAUCUGUAGCAGGAAUCUGUCUUCAAGGCAGUGACUUGAGACACAUAUGCAGGCAAAUCAUAACAGAAGUUCAGUGGAGUCUAGCUACAAAUGCAAACACUUUUUGAACAGGAUGCUUAAGUGUAGAAGCAAGUGGACAACAGCAAAAGAAAUGGUGUCUUGUAAAGUUGCAGGAAGACUCUUACCAGUCUCACCAGAUGAAUGCUGGGAAGGUCUUCUGCAGUCAACAAACUCAACUUCUGCAUUGGAUUUAAAAAAGUGUUUUCGUGUUGAAAUUAAUGGACAAAAGUACUUCAGUCAGGCAUAUCAGCGAAUGAAAAAAAGAACUUGUUAUUUUGUGGUUUGUCAUUCAGGUGAAGUAGUUUCAGUCAAGUUUUUUGUUGUUAACAAAGAAAAGAAAGUGUUUGCUGUCGUGAAAGUAUAUGAAAUACCUGAUGACUGUUACAUCCUUAGAUCUAGUGGCAGACAUAUAUUUAAAGUUGUAUCAACUGAAUGUCUGAAAACAAUUCAUGUGUCUGAGAUCAUGGAUAAACUUUUCUAUAUAGCUAUUGACAAUGCUGUAUAUGUUGUAUGUAUGCCAAACAUUCUAGGCAGAAUUGUGUUUAAGUAAGGUACAAACAGUCCACACGAAUGCCCCCCUAUCCAGUGGUUAGACCAAUAAAAUACUUUUCAUUAAAAAGAGUACUGUAGCAAAUUAGUAUUGAUUAGUGUAUUUCAGAAAAUAACCGGACAAUAUAUAUGGUUAUAAUUAGUCCCCUACUGUGAAACCGGAAGAAACUAUAGGUUUACCCUCCGUCUGUCCAUCUGUCCGUCAGCAAAAAAGAAGUGGAUUAUGCGAUUACUCAAAAAGUACAUAAGCUAGGUUCAUGAAACUUGGUGUGUAGUUACAGGACGAUAUGUAGAUUAUCCACAUCAUUUUAUUUUUUCAGUCGGACUAAAAUUAUUGGUUGCUAUGAUAACAGAAAUUCCGUCUGUCCUUCAGCGAAAAAACGUGGAUUACGCGAUUACUCAUAAAAAAGGGUCCUAGCAGUAUCUAUGACAGCACAGGCCCAAAUCAGCCUUUGGGGCACAAGAUACAUAUGUACAGUUCUUGAGAUAAAAUUUUAACGCUUUUGUAUGCUACACAUUUAUAUGCAUGCUUAAAUCUGCACAUACAGUUAUUACAAUAAAAAUUAUCUCAAAGCAGGUGGAUCUUUAGAAAUUUUGUUCAGUAUAAAUUUUAUGAAAAGUUCAUGCCAGAUAUAUUUUCUGCUUCUUUUAAGUGCGUAAAAAAUCAUUGUUUCUGACCAUGGUCUGUAUCCUUUCCAACCAUGGUUUACAUACAUAAUGUCUGUGUCAGUUUGUUUUUAACCAUGGUUGUAAUUUUUCACCAUGGUAACAAAGUUGACCAUGGUCAGUCAUAUCUCAACCAUGGUCUACAUCAGUUGUCCAUGGUGGCCUUUUUUUCAACCAUUGUUUGACCAUAGUCAACCAUGUCAAAAUUUCUGGUCCAACCAUGGUCAAACCUGGAAUGGCUAUGCUGAACCAUGGUUGUAAUGGUUGAACAUGGUCACAUUUCGCAGGGGGUUGUCACUCAUUGUCUGCGUUAACGCGUGUUAGUUAAGUUUUUCGGUUAAGUUUUUUAAAAUCAACAUAUCUCCAGGUUAAGUUUUUCAAACAGACUUUGGUCAAAGUUUGAAGUGGUUAGGCGCUUGACUGUCAAUCAAGAGGUCAUGCCAACCUCUGCAGCGAUUACUUCCCCUUGCGAUACAGUAACUAAUGAACGCCAGGGAAGGUAACUGCUGCGAAUAGCUUGGAGGUCGUGAGGUUGUAUCACGCCUUUGGCGCUUGAAAUUUGAAAUUAAUAGUACAUGCUUAAAGACUUGUGUAAAUAAAAGAUCAGAGCAGAAAAUAAAAUAUGAAAACCGU